Messenger RNA from Daktulosphaira vitifoliae (grape phylloxera), 2332 nucleotides. It is a transcript of the gene Dysb, whose product is annotated as dysbindin protein homolog. The record is from RefSeq and is a predicted model, not a curated record. Gene Ontology annotation, biological process: negative regulation of protein kinase activity. NCBI's taxonomy places the organism in Eukaryota, Metazoa, Arthropoda, Insecta, Hemiptera, Phylloxeridae. The transcript is spliced from 6 exons. Bases 187 to 927 code for a protein of 246 amino acids. Gene Ontology annotation, cellular component: cytoplasm.
CAUAUUUUUUUUGUUAUUUCCAAAUUUAUAAAAUUAAUUUUUACAUAAAUAUAAUACUCGACGUAAAAUCGUAAAAAUUUAAAUUAAAAAAAGUAACUUUAUCUAUUUUAAACCGUAUUUAACUAGUCUGUAUUUAUAGCUUUAAAAUUUAGUUUUUUUUUAAUUUAGUAUUAAAGAAGGCUUAAAAUGUUUGGUACAAUUAGAGAAAAGCUUCAAAGUGUAGUUCAAGAAGGCUUAACUGCAAGUUUAAGGGGCUUGUCUACUAAUGAGUCUAACAUUGUUUCUAUUAACAAUGAUGAAUGUUUAGUUAAUUUUGAUGCUGGUGCAGAUUUAUUACACAAAUAUCAAACAGAAUGGAACCAACUGCAUUUGUUAGCUGAAGAUAACUCACAUAAAGCUGAGGAAGUUAGUGAAUUAAUUGGUGUGUUACAUCAUCAAAUGAAUAAGCAGUGGAAACAAAUGGAUAUUAUGACUUCUUGUUUGAAAUCAGUACCUACUCUAGUUAACAAUAUUGAAAAUGCUAUUAAAGACAUGGAUUGCAUUCAAAAAUUAAUCAUUAAUGUAGAGCACCAAUUGUUAAAACUUGAAGAUAUUGUUGAAGAACAGGAGUUGCAAGAACAAAUGUUAAAUGAAAGAUUUCAGCUAGCUGUGUACAGAGGGAAAAAGCUUAAAGAACUAGAAGAAACAAGCAAUAUAUUGGAGGCGGAACAUAUAGAAAAAGUUGAAGAAUUGGAAAAAAAAAUUAAUAUUAAACUUAAAGAAAGACAAGAAAUUUUCAAUCAAGUAUUCCAACAAGAUAUGCGUCAGUAUAUUAUAUCUGGCAUUAUUCCUGUUAUGAAAAAUAAUAGUGGACGUGAUGAAGUUUCACUCGAGGAUAUUGAAAUAGAAGAUGACACUGAAGCUUUAAAUGAACUUCUAAAUUCUUAAAAUUAUUAUAGAAUAAUUAAAAUGGUACAAAGUUACUUGAUUUAAGUGGAUUUAUUCAGGGUUUAUGUCUUCCAGACUUAGUACUGUGAUGUAUUGAGUUAAAGUGUUAAGAUAUGUUAUUAUUAUUAUUGAAUUAUAAAAGUUUUAUUUUUUACUAUGUAGAUAUAUAAAUAAAUUUUAAUUUAGCAUAAUAAUAAAAAAAUUACUAUUAAUUUAAUUUAAUAAUUUAUUAGAAGGUUUAAUUUAAUGUAAAGUUCAGCUAAAAAUUUUAUCCUGGCUAUAGAAGUACUUAAAUAAUACUAGGGCUAAAAAUGAUGCGCUAAAAACCUACAUUUAAUACAUUAAAAAAGUUAUCAAUUAUGCUUUUAAAAAUAUCUUUAUAAUGUGAAAAAUAGUUUACAAAUUUAAUAUUUAGUCAAAAAUAAUAUUUUACAACUGACAAAUAAUUUACUAACUUACCACAUUUGAGUUUAUAAAUAUUAAUAUUUAGAAUACUUGAAUGAAAUUUUAUAUCUAUGUGAAAAAAUGAAUGACCAAGUAUUUAACUUGUUUCAAAAUAUCACACAGCAAAUAUUCAAAUGCAGUUUGUAACCUUGAAAUCCUACUUGGCUAUUUCUCUGACCAUAUCUUAAAUCAUUUUUAAGAAAUCUAAAAAUUAUUAUUUAAUUUUAUUUUACUACCUGAAUUCCAAUCACAAUAAUUUGGCUUCAAAGAACUUCAUUUAUAAAGUGGUAAAUUAGAAAUCACUUGAAAAAAUCUUAAAAAGACCUAAAAAUUAUGGUAUUAUAAAGUCUUAAAGGACUUAAUCUAGGAAUGAAAAACUAUAAAUAGUUUUAAAAAUAUCUAAUAAAAUGUUUUUUAACUAUCGUUACUACUAUGAUACAUUUGUAAACAUUAUACAAACCACUCUUCUUAUCCAAGUAUUACAAAUUUUUGUUAUACUAUAUUUUUUUAUGAAUAAAAGUUAUUUAAUUUUUUGUACAUUUACAUAAAAUUUUCAUUGUUCACAAGAUAUGUGCUAAAAUAAUGUGAAAAAAAAUGCAAAUGCUACAAAUUCCUAGCCCUAAUUAUUACAUGUAUGAUUUUAAAAGAGAAAACUCAUAAAUUUAUACUUAGAAAACAAUGUUGAUGAAAGUUUAUUUUCAAUCAAAAACAUACUCUAAUAAAUUAAGUAUAAAAAUUAUUUUGCAAUAAUACAUAACUAAACUACUUAUUAAAAUCAUAUUAUUCUAAUUUAUUCCAUAUUAAUUUAAAAAAACAUUUCAUUAACCCUUAAAAGACUAAUGCACCCUAAUGGUUACUCGACAAGAGUUUAUUUUAAGAUAAAGUUGGUGCUAUCAAAUUUUCAUUAUCUGAUACUUCAUAAAAUAGUGUAUCGGCUUUUAAGGGUUAAGUAGCAGCAACA